GACGCAGCGACCACUCUCCGCCGUCCACGCACUCGGACAAGCCUCCGCGACGGCUUCCUGUGAACGGCAGUCCGGAAACCGCCGACCCAAAAUUUAGCAGAGGUCGUUCAAGUUGAGCUGGCUUCUCCGUUUGCUUUGUCUCCGUGAAAGCAUCUUCCGCGCGGGCUGGCGGUCAUAGCACUGAGCCAGGAUGGCCACGCAAAUGUUCCAGACCUGUCUCCGAACAAGACCACGCUUCUCAGCCGCUCUCGUUGGCAAGUCCUGGGCAACGCGGCGACAUGCAGCCACCGCUGCAGCAACCAAUCCUGGCGAGAGUGACGCGCCCGAACGUCCUUCGUAUCCUCUCUCGGACCAGGAUCUGCUCCGUCUCAGAUUUCAGCGCAACAUUGGGGUGUCCGCACAUAUUGACUCUGGCAAAACGACAUUGACCGAACGGAUAUUGUACUACACUGGACGCAUCCGGGAGAUCCACGAAGUCAGAGGGCGAGACAAUGUUGGAGCGAAGAUGGACAGUAUGGAGCUGGAGAGGGAGAAGGGUAUCACCAUCCAGAGUGCGGCGACAUACUGCGACUGGGUUGCUACCAUGCCAGCGACCGGAGAGCAGGAGAAGUACGCCAUCAACAUCAUUGACACGCCAGGUCACGUUGACUUUACUAUCGAGGUCGAGCGGGCGUUGCGUGUCCUGGACGGUGCUAUUCUGGUCUUGUGUGCGGUCUCCGGUGUACAGAGUCAGACAACUACGGUCGACCGGCAAAUGCGGCGGUACAACGUUCCUCGGGUUUCGUUCAUCAACAAGAUGGACAGACCUGGUGCAAACCCAUGGCGUGUCAUUGAGCAAAUUCGGACUAAGCUGCGCAUCCCUGCGGCUGCUGUGCAGGUGCCCAUCGGUGUUGAGGAUGAGCUCAAGGGCGUCGUCGACCUCGUGCGCUGGAAGGCCAUCUACAACGAGGGCGAGAAGGGCAACACCGUCGUGGUCUCGGACGAGAUUCCGGACUCCGUCCUCGACUUCGCCAAGCAGAAGCGGCGCGAGCUCAUCGAACAGCUGGCCGACGUCGACGAGGAGAUCGGCGAGAUGGUCAUCAUGGACGAGGAGCCCAACACCCAGCAGCUCGCGGAGGCCAUCCGCCGCGCGACUGUCGGGCUCAAGUUCUCUCCGGUCUUCCUGGGUUCUGCAGUCAAGAACACUGCGGUGCAGCCGUUGCUGGAUGGUGUCUGCGCGUAUCUCCCCACUCCUUCAGAGAGUCAGGUUGUUGCGCACGAUACCUCACUGCCUGCCGACACUCCGAUGGUUCCUCUCGUUCCCGCUGCUAAGGCGCCGCUCGUUGCGCUUGCGUUCAAGCUUGAGGAAGGUCGUUUCGGCCAGCUGACGUACAUGCGUGUGUACCAGGGUAGCUUCCGUAAGGGCCAGUUCAUCUGGCAUGCGCGCUCCGGCAAGAAGGUCAAGGUUCCACGUCUCGUGCGCAUGCACAGUAACGAGAUGGAGGACAUUGAUGAGAUUGGGCCUGGUGAAAUUUGUGCGAUGUUCGGUGUGGAAUGUUCCUCUGGCGAUACCUUCACAGAUGGUUCGACGUCAUACUCGAUGAUGUCCAUGUUUGUGCCCGAACCCGUCAUCUCUCUGUCUCUCACACCGAAGGGCCAGGAAACGCCGAAUUUCUCUCGUGCUCUCAACCGGUUCCAAAAGGAAGACCCGACGUUCCGUGUACAUGUCGACUCAGAGAGCAAGGAGACGAUCAUCUCCGGCAUGGGCGAACUCCAUCUCGAGAUCUACGUCGAGCGUAUGAGGCGUGAGUACAACGUCGAUUGCGUCACGGGCAAGCCACGCGUUGCGUUCCGCGAGACGAUCACGCAGCGCGCCAACUUCUUCUAUACGCACAAGAAGCAGACCGGCGGCGCGGGCCAGUACGCGCGUGUCAUCGGCUUCGUCGAGCCCAUGCAAGCCGACCCGACCACUGGCAAGGACAUCGAAUUCGUAAACCAGGUCAUGGGUGGGAACAUCCCGACCAACUAUAUUCCGGCCUGUGAGAAGGGCUUCUAUGAGGCACUCGAGAAGGGCACACUGUCUGGAAACCCGAUCUGUGGCUCCCGGCUCGUGCUGCAGGACGGUCUCGCUCACUCUGUCGAUUCGUCCGAGCUUGCUUUCCGGCUGGCCGUCAUUGGUGCCUUCCGCGAGACUUACAAGAAGAUGAGCCCCAUCAUACUCGAGCCCGUAAUGAACGUCGAGGUCGUUGCACCGGCUGAGUUCCAGAGCGCGGUGAUUGGUGGCCUGAAUGCGCGCCGCGGAACGAUCACGGACAGUGAGGUCCGCGAGGAGGAGUUCACGUGUAGGGCGGAUGUUGCGCUGAACGACAUGUUCGGCUACUCCAGCCACUUGCGCGGCGUCACUCAGGGCAAGGGUGAAUUCAGCAUGGAGUACAAGACCCACUCGCCCGUCAUGCCUCAGGUACAGAAGGAGCUGGAGGAGGCGUACAGGAAGACCCUCCCCCAGUCGAAAAAGUAGACACUAUGAUAUCAUUGUACAGCAUCUAAUACCGGUCCUUGCUUUCGUCGUCAUUGUGGUCAUUUCUAGACGCAUUCCACACUGUGCUAUAGCAUAUCAUGCAUCCUAACGUCGACGAGCCACUGCUGGCUUCUUGUGCCCACUUGAACCGGUACGCGCUUAUG
Molecule: messenger RNA, 2661 nt
Organism: Rhodofomes roseus
Lineage: Eukaryota; Fungi; Basidiomycota; Agaricomycetes; Polyporales; Fomitopsidaceae
Product: elongation factor G mitochondrial
Exons: 11
Coding region: 191-2497 (768 amino acids)
Biological process (GO): mitochondrial translational elongation
Cellular component (GO): mitochondrion
Molecular function (GO): GTP binding; GTPase activity; translation elongation factor activity
Source: RefSeq, a predicted model, not a curated record